Messenger RNA from Labrus bergylta (ballan wrasse), 4582 nucleotides. RefSeq names its product sphingomyelin phosphodiesterase 3 (gene smpd3). Gene Ontology annotation, molecular function: sphingomyelin phosphodiesterase activity. Lineage: Eukaryota; Metazoa; Chordata; Actinopteri; Labriformes; Labridae. Gene Ontology annotation, cellular component: extracellular region; cytoplasm. The record is from RefSeq and is a predicted model, not a curated record. Gene Ontology annotation, biological process: sphingomyelin metabolic process.
ACUCUCCUCGCGUCUGCUCGCCGCUCAGUCGGUUCAGACAGUCGCUCGCUCACACGCACGCUCUUUUUGUCGGCGCCCAUCAGCUGGAUUUCACCUCCUCAGAGCUCGUUAAUCAGAUACAGAAACACAAAUCCAAAACGAACAGCUCUGUUUGCACAUCGUCUGAAGCUCGGCUGAGGGAGAUUUACAACAAGUCCUCGGGGACAUACCAAUGUCUCUCCCUCCUGUGGUCUUUGGAGUCCUUGCAAUCAUAGAUCCAACAGGAAAAUUGUCAUCAUGGAAACCUCCUGCCUCCACGCUGUGCUCCUCCACUCCCCCUGCAGAGGCUGUUACUGCUGAGAAGGGCCACUGAGACUGAGACAGGCUGAUCUGUGAAGACAUAAGUCACCCAAACCAUGUAGUGUACCUCUCUGCAAGAAGGGGGGAGGGUCUACAUUUGAGCCAGAUUUAUUUUCUAUUUAUUUAUAUUUAUAAGAUCUCUGUAGCAGAUUUGUUUUUGCUUGCUUAAAGUGUGUAUGUGGGUGGCUGCAGAACGUGUGAGGAGAAAGUGACAGAGAGGAAGAAAGAGAGAAAAUAGAAGAGGAGAGAUGGUCCUCCACGUCACCCCGUACUCCGGUGCCUGUCUGCACUUUCUGGAUGGCUUGUCGUGGAGCCUGGUUUUUCCUUGUUACUGGCUUCUGGACCGGCUCCUGGCAUCCUGUGUGCCCACGUCGCUGGAGAAGCGACAGCGCUCUCAGGACCCCUGCUCCUUCCUAACCCUGUGUGUCUUGAUCUCUGCACCUCUGUACCUGCUACUCUUCUUCGCCUCCCUGCCCUUUGCUCUGCUGGGCUUCAUCGUCUGGGCUCCCCUGCAGGCAGUCCGCCAGCCUUACCUGUACACCUACCGCAGACCAGACAAACACCAGGCUGAGGAGGGCCAAGCUGGACCAGGUGGUGUUGGAAUUGGAGAAUGGAGGCCACAGGGAAGAAGCUUCUGUUUCUGCAGUGCCAAUGUAUGCCUGCUGCCUGACUCCCUGGCCAGGUUCAACAACCUGUCAGACACCCACAGGAGAGCCCGGGAGGUAGGGAAGAGGAUCCGCAAUGGUGCCAGUCGGCCUCAGAUUAAAAUCUACAUUGACUCACCUACCAACACUUCUAUCAGUGCGGUAUCCUUUAGUAGCCUUGCUACAGGUUUCCGUCGUACCUCCUCUCUGGACCAGCGUCCAGACCACACCCACACCACCAAUGGCCCAGCAGACACAGAAACUGAACCCCUCACAGAGUGCCCAAUUCAUCCCCCAGGUGCCAUCGAUUGCCCAGUUCACUCCUCUUCUGCAGGAGACCAUGGCUCAUCUGACUGCCCCCUUCAUUCAGAUGGGGCAGACACCACAAAAGACUGCCCCCUUCAUACUGCAGACAGUAAUGGUGCCUCAGAAUGUCCAGUCCACACUACAGGGGAGGCUCAUGACUGCCCCUUGCAUUCCAAUGGGGCUCAGAAUGCCCAAAGCCAUCAUGACUGUCCCAUGCAUGGGGAAGCAGUUCAGCCAAAACCAUCCCCAGAUUGCCCACUUCACACCUCAGGGGUUAAAAUCAGCAUCAGUGCCCCAGAACCAGACCCCCAGGAAGAGGAGACUGAAACAGGAAACCAUCGGACAGGUGAGCAGGCAAUGGGAGACACAGGCAGCAUGACUGCUUCCAGGGAAUCCCUCACCCGCUACCAUGCAGGAGACGGCGGCAUAGGGAUAUCCUCCAACAAUACACUCUCUCAUGUUCCUCGCACGUCAGUCUUAAAGCGUCCUGGCCGCAAACGCCGACAUGGAGAUGAGACGUUCGACCAUGAAAUCUCUGCCUUUUUCCCUGCCAAUUUGGAUUUCCUGGCUCUACAGGAAGUGUUUGACCACGGAUCAGUAACUAGACUGCGACGACAGUUGCACCGCUACUUUCCCUACGUACUGAGUGAUGUUGGCCGGUAUGGAUGGAAAGGCUGUUGCUCAAGGUUCAAAUUCCUGAACAGUGGGCUGAUUCUGGCUAGCCGCUAUCCUAUCAUCGAUGCACGGUACGAGUGCUAUCCCAACGGAAGGGGAGAGGAUGCACUCGCAGCAAAGGGGGUGUUGUUUGCCAAGGUCCAUGUUGGCACCUCCCAUCAGGAACAAAGGGUUGUGGGAUAUCUCACGUGUACGCAUCUCCAUGCCAUUGAAGGUGAUGCAUCAGUACGUUGUGAGCAGCUCGACCUGCUGCUCCAAUGGGGGGCUGAGUUUCGCCAAACCUCGUCCCAACCACCUGAAGGAGAGAAGGUUCUGGAAGACCUGGUGGCCUUUGAUGUCAUCCUGGGAGACCUCAACUUUGAUAACUGCUCCUCAGAGGACAAGCUGGAGCAGCAGCAUGCACUUUUUACUCAGUACAAGGACCCAUGUCGCCUGGGGCCAGGGGAGGACAAACCGUGGGCUCUGGGUACUUUGCUGGAUCCCAGUGGCCUUUACGACGACGAGGUCAGUUCACCUGAAAGUUUACAAAAAGUGAUGGAGAAUGAGGAGGGGAGGAAGGAGUACUUGGUGUUUCCUCCUAGUAAAAGCCAGUGUCCAGCCAACAGUCAGAAAGGGAGAAAGAUCCCACUGAAGGGCAACGGACGCAGGAUUGACUACAUCCUCUACAGUGAUGAGCACCUGCAGCAGGACUGGAAACAGGAAGUGGAGGAGUUCAGUUUUGUCACCCAGUUGGCCGGCAUCACUGACCACCUGUCUGUGGCCAUGCGAAUGGCCGUCAGCACCGGGGAAGAGGAGCCUUAGAUUGACAACCAGAGCGUUGUUUUUAAAUACUGCCAUGGAAAAAAAAAUGACAGAGAAUGAAGAAAAGAAGCAGAGAUCAAGAGUUUACCGAUAUGGAGCUGCUUUGAGAAGGACAUAAUGCAAAUCUGCAUGAGGAUUGAAGGGACAGUGAAACGGACAAAUGAAUCAUUGGAGGAGCGCUCAGUGGAUAAAUGAAUAUAGAGAAGGAGAAGGAGAGCAGCAUCAGAGGAGUGAUAUGAUGAGAAAAAAAACUCUUGGGAGGAAAGAUAAGCAAGAGAAUUGAGUUUAAACAACCAGUGAGGUAUUCACCGUGAUGGGUAAACAGCCCACAAACACACACAAUACCUAACAUACAAACAAUUUACCAACAUUUAUAAAGUUGAAUAUCACCUGGCCUCUCCACUCUCCUCUUCACAAACUGUAGGUAUGAACAUAGAGGGUUUUAUUUACAGUCAUGUAGCCAUUUUAAACACACUCCUUCUAUUGGAUUUGUUUUAGCAUAGAAGUGUAAGUUAGAUUUUUUUUAUAUAUAUAUAUAUUCCUUCAGGGACAGUUGGAUCCUCAUUCUUUAGUGUUGAAAAAGGACCAGUAAUGAAAGAAUGACACAUACAUGCCACUGACUGGCCUUUACACUGACCUCAUGUGUCCUUGUGUUGUGCUCCUUCCUGAAAGGCCAUUGUUCUGCUGUCAUUCAACCUUGCUACACCCAUGUCAGUCCCAGGAACCUCAACAAGUGUCUUUUUUUUCUAAAGAAAAUGAAAUAGACUUUCUUAAAGGAGAAGAAUAAAAUGAUACAAUUUCUAUUGUUGCCACACCACUUUUUCUAAGGAGUUUAAAUGCCUGUUUAAUACUAUAUGUAUGUUUCUAUUAAUAGAUAUUGUAUAAAGGACCAUGAGAUUGGAGAGAAUUUGUUUGUUCAAUGCAAUGCUUAUUGCAUGUUUUCCAACCAUGACUGUUCACAAUUUGGACAUUGUUGGUGAGGUAGAGAGAACUGAGGAUUUGUUGUUGCAUGAUGGGAUAUGACACAAGUUUACAACCUUAAUAUAGCAGCUUAAUACUCGUGCUUGCCGGAGUCUGGCUGUUUGACGAGUCAAAAAGUCUUUUGCCCUAAAAACACACACUUACUGUAUGACAGUGUGACAUUUGUGCAUGUGAGACUUCACCGUGCUGCUGACACCGAACACACAUUAAGGUAUUCUGAGAAACAAAGUGAAGAUUUAAACAAAGCAGGUUGAUAUCUAAACAUUAUUAUCAAAGGGAAUUCAGGUUAUGUUUAUCCCCUGGAGGCCAUAUUGGAAGUCCUCUAAUUACAAAGUGUGACUUGGCUAAAUAUUGACAAAUACAAAGCCUUGUGACUGGGGGUAUAUUGUAGCUUGUUAGCUAAUGUACCAUUGUAGCUAGCCUAUAUGGUUAGCUAGCAAACACUUUGUUGUUAGCAUGUUGGAUUACUGCUCUAGCUAAUUAAAAAACAAUCACUUUGUGGACCUGCAGGUUGUACACACUCUGUAAAAUAUGCCAAGCAUUCCUAUAUUUCUGAACACAUUUUGUAAAGUUCCAACUAGUCCCAAAGAUUAAAACAGCCCUAUUGCAACUAUACAGACCUCAAGUAGUGCAAUGGCUAAUAAGUUUGGACACAACACGUACAACAAACACGAAUAAUAUGUGCUUCAGAAAUGUAGGUGUGCUCAUCCUGAGAGCAAAAACCAAACAUAAGACAUGGUGCAAAUUUUCAUUCAGUUUUACAGCACAAAAUAAGUAAAAAGAACAGCAUUUGCCUAUGUUAUGAUAAUUUCAAAAUAAAGCAUUUUUUUUUUCAA